GCCAGUCCCCCGCCCUGUCCUGCCCUGCGCCGCGCUGCGCAGCGCUGCACUGCCGAGGGCGCCCAGGCCGCGAAGCCGGCGCUCUCACUCCUCAGGAAGGAGCCGUGUUGGGGUGACGCUGACAGGGAGCGGCGGCAGGAAAGAAAGUAACAGCCAUGAUAGAAGACAAAGGACCAAGAGUUACAGACUACUUUGUUGUGGCAGGUCUUACUGACACAUCUACUCCUUUGGAUCAAGAAAUUAAUCGUUUGGAUAUUAAAUCAGCUGGGCCUAAGGCUCCAAUUACAGACAUUGCCAUUAUUAUCAAAUCAGCUGGGGAAGAGGUACCUGAAGGCUAUACAUGUGUUGAAGCCACUCCGUCAGCUCUCCAAGCAAACUUGAAUUAUGGAAGUCUCAAAAGCCCAGAACUUUUCCUGUGUUAUAAGAGAGGAAGAGAUAAACCACCCCUUAUAGAUAUUGGAGUUUUAUACGAAGGGAAAGAAAGGCUUAUUCCAGGAUGUGAAGUGAUCCAAGCUACACCCUACGGUCGUUGUGCCAAUGUCAACAAUAGUUCCACUACUUCACAGAGAAUCUUUGUCACUUACCGAAGGGCUCCUCCGGUUCGACCCCAGAAUUCCUUGGCUGUAACUGAUAUCUGUGUUAUUGUGACCAGCAAAGGAGAAACCCCUCCUCAUACUUUCUGCAAAGUUGACAAAAACUUAAAUUGUGGAAUGUGGGGUUCAAGUGUGUUUUUGUGUUACAAGAAAUCUGUGCCUGCUUCAAAUGCAAUAGCAUAUAAAGCUGGUUUAAUUUUUAGAUAUCCAGAAGAUGAUUAUGAAUCCUUUCCACUCUCAGAAUCUGUACCACUCUUUUGCCUUCCUAUGGGAGCCACUAUUGAAUGUUGGGACCCUCAAACCAAAUAUCCACUUCCAGUGUUUUCAACUUUUGUCCUGACAGGUUCUUCAGCGGAAAAGGUUUACGGAGCUGCUAUCCAGUUUUACGAACCUUACUCUCGAGAACUUCUAACAGAGAAACAGCUUAUGCAGCUGGGCCUGUUGACACCUGUGGAAAGAAAAGUGGUCUCAAAGUCCAUCAAUUCAAACAAAUGCAUUUGUUUACUCUCACACUGGCCUUUUUUUGAGGCUUUUAGAAAAUUUCUUAUGUUUAUCUAUAAACUUUCUGUGUCUGGACCACAUCCUCUUCCCAUUGAAAAGUACAUUUCAUAUUUUAUGCAAAACAUCCCUUUUCCUUCACCACAAAGACCAAGGAUUCUUGUCCAGCUAUCAGCCCAUGAUGCACUAACAUUAUCACAGCCAGUUUCUACACCUUUACCACUAAGUGGAGCCAACUUUAGUACCUUACUGAUGAACCUGGGUCCUGAGAACUGUGCGACACUGCUGCUUUUAGUUUUACUUGAGAAUAAAAUUCUGCUGCAUUCUCUUAGGCCAGCUGUGUUGACUGGGGUAGCUGAAGCUGUUGUGGCUAUGAUCUUUCCUUUUCAGUGGCAAUGCCCAUACAUUCCGCUGUGUCCGCUGUCCCUGGCUGCAGUGCUUAGUGCGCCUGUACCAUUCAUAGUUGGAGUUGACUCAAGGUAUUUCGAUCUUCAUGAACCACCUCAAGAUGUUGUGUGCAUUGACUUGGACACGAACAUGUUAUAUGUAUCAGAUGAAAAGAAAAAUAUGAACUGGAAGCAGCUUCCCAAAAAGCCAUGCAAAAAUCUCUUUAGCACCUUAAGGAAAUUGUAUCCCCAGCUGUCUUCAGUUCACCGAAAAACUCAGGAAGGUUCUGCAGUAGAAAUGACUCCAAUUGAAGCAGAUUUUUCCUGGCAAAAAAAGAUGAUGCAACUUGAAAUGGAAAUUCAAGAAUCAUUUUUGCGAUUUAUGGCAUCUAUUUUAAAAGGAUAUAGAACAUAUCUCAGACCAAUCACAGAAGCCCCUUCAAAGAAAGCCACAGCUGUGGAUUCUUUGUUUGAUCGACAAGGAUUUUUAAAAAGUAGAGAUCGUGCCUAUACGAAAUUCUAUACACAUUUAUCCAAAACACAGAUUUUUAUUCGUUUUAUUGAAGAAUGCAGUUUUGUGAGUGAUAAAGAUACUGGAUUGGCAUUUUUUGAUGACUGCAUUGAGAAGUUAUUUCCUGAUAAAGGCACAGAGAAGACAGAUAAGGUUGAUUUUGAAUCAUCAGAAGAUACUAAAUUGAUAGAACUCGAUGACUCACAGAAGAGUGAGCACACUGUGUAUAUAAUGCUACCUGAGCAGCCUACUGAUGAUGGAAAGGACCUGUCCCUAAAGUACAGUUACAAAUACUUUCCACGACUGGAUCUUAAACUUUUUGACAGACCACAGGAGUUGAAACUUUGUUUGAGUAGACACCCUACUGGGAACAGCAUUACAAACAGUCCAGCUCUCAUGGCUAAAAGAACUAAACAGGAGAUAAAAACAGCUCAUAAAUUGGCAAAGAGAUGUUACACAAAUCCACCACAAUGGGCAAAGUAUCUGUUCAGUCAUUGUUACAGUUUAUGGUUUAUUUGUCUCCCAGCCUACAUUAGAGUUUCUCAUCCUAAGGUCAGAGCACUUCAACAGGCAUAUGAUACGCUUAUUAAGAUGAGGAAAACAGAUGUGGAUCCACUAGAUGAGGUGUGCUAUCGAGUGGUAAUGCAGCUUUGUGGACUAUGGGCUCAUCCUGUUUUAGCAGUGAGAGUCUUAUUUGAAAUGAAAACUGCUAACAUAAAGCCAAAUGCUAUUACUUAUGGUUAUUAUAAUAAGGUAGUUUUGGAGAGCCCGUGGCCUACAAGCACUCGUAGUGGUAUUUUCUUAUGGACGAAGGUACGAAAUGUGGUACGUGGCUUGGCCCAAUUUAGGCAGCCACUUAAGACCAUACAAAAGUCACAGGUCUCCUCAAUAUCAGCUCCUCAGCAGCCCGCAAGUGGAAGUGAUGGGGACACGGCAAGCCGCGGGAGCGUGGAUAGUUCUAACGAUGCUAACAGUGGGGAGCACGCAGUCUUCGUCAGAGACUUAGUCAGGCUUGAUUCCAUUGGUAAUCACUCUAGCGCAGGUGGCCAGUCUGACCAAGGAUAUGGAUCUAAGGAUGAACUUAUAAAGGAUGGAAUUCAUGUGCCUGAAGAAGAAGCAGCACAAGAAUUGAUAACUAAAACAAAAGUGGGAAAAGAAGAGCUAUGUGAAAUCUUUGCUCUUACAGCCUCUUCGCAGCCCAGUCUAGAGCCUCAGAGCCCUUUGGAACCUCCUUCGUGGGGCAGCAGCAUUGUGAAAGUCCCAUCUGGCAUAUUUGAUGUCAACAACAGGAAAAGUAGUGCAGGAAGCACAUCAAAUGUGCUAUUUUCUACUCAAAAUCCAGUUGAAGAUACAAUCUUUGAUGAAGUUACAAAUCUAAAGAAGAAUAAUGACAAAAGCGAGAAAAGACAAAAGCAUUUUUCAGAGAGAAGUUGUAGUUUUAGUUCUGAAAGUCGAGCAGGAAUGUUACUUAAGAAGAGCAGUUUGGAUUUGAAUUCAACUGAAGCAGCUGUCAUGAUGGGAGCAGAUGCCAAGAUUCUCACAGCAGCCCUGACCUGUCCUAAAACUUCUCCACUUCAUAUGGCAAGAACCCAUAGCUUUGAAAAUGUUAGCUGUCCUCUAACUGAUUCCAGGACUUGUGGGUCUGAAAAUGCUUGGGAUUCUGAGCGCAGUGCACCUGCUGUGCUGGAGAUGCUGGAGGAAAGUCAGGAGCUCCCUGAGCCUGUGGUUGGUGAUCAUGUAGCUGAGACUGGUCUGACAAAAGCUACGUGUGAUAGUCUGCAGAACGGCAGCAACGGCAGCCAGUCCAGAGACUUGAAGCCAGCAACCGAAGGUCGCAUGAAUAAGAGAAACAGUUUAUAUGGUGUUGCUAAAGCUGUUGAGAGGGAAGAUGUUGAAACUGGCCUAGAUCCUUUGUCUCUUUUAGCCACAGAAUGUGUAAAAGAGCAAACUCCUGAUUCUGAAGAUAAGAUGUUCUCUCCAGUUAUUACCCGUAAUCUGGCUGAUGAAAUUGAAAGCUAUAUGAACCUAAAAAGUCCACUGGGCAAUAAAUCUUCCAGUAUGGAAUUGCAUGGAGAGGGAAACAGAGAAUCUGGCAAUACUACUGCAUUUAUUCACCCUUUAGAAAGGAGAUCCAGCCUACCUUUAGAUCCUGGUCCCCCAGCAGAAGAAAAUCCUGAGAGUGAAAACAGUUCCUCUGUGGUGUCUAGAUCCAAAACUUUCACUGCACGCUUCAGGCACCAAACUCCUUCUCGAACGUGCAAAGAUCGUUCAACUUCCUUAUCAGCAUUGAUGCGUUCUUCACAUGGCUCACUAGGUUCUGUAGUAAAUUCUUUGUCAGGUCUAAAGCUAGAUAAUAUCCUCUCGGGGCCCAAGAUAGAUGUCUUAAAAUCCAGUAUGAAACAGGCAGCGACAGUAGCCAGUAAAGUGUUGGUGGCUGUAGCAUCUGCCUACAACUAUUCAGAUGAUGAGGAAGAAACGAGUAGAGAUUACAGCUUUCCUGCUGGCCUAGAAGACCAUAUUUUGGGGGAGAAUGUAUCUUCUAACCCAAGUGUUUCGGGGUUGGUCUCCAGUGAACUGACCCAGAGCACCACAAGCCUUGGCAGUAGUAGCAGCAGUGGAGACGUUGGAAAACUACAGUAUUCACCAAAUGAAAUUCCAUUUCCAAGAGGGACAAAAGGGCAGGACUUCGAAAAAUCUGACCAUGGUUCUUCUCAAAAUACCAGCAUGUCUAGUAUCUGUCAGAAUUGCGCAAUGGAGGUUUUGAUGUCAAGUUGUUCACUGUGUAGCACUUGUGGAGCUCUAGUUUAUGAUGAAGAAAUUAUGGCUGGAUGGACAGCAAACGAUUCAAAUUUGAACACAACUUGUCCAUUUUGUAAAAGCAACUUCUUGCCUCUUCUCAAUAUAGAAUUUAAAGAUUUGAGAGGCUCUGCAAGCUUUUUCUUGAAACCAAGCACUUCUGGUGACAGUUUACAAAGUGCCAGCAUUCCAUUGGCAAAUGAACCCUUGGAGCACAAACCUGUAUGUAGUUCUGCAGAAUCUGACUUGAUCAACUAUAUGGAAUUCCCAAAACAUAAUGAGACUAUAACUGAAGAGACAGGCUGUGCAGUGGAAUCAAGUGACACAAUAAAGAAAGCCAGUGGAGAUGUCCAAACUCUGAAAAUAUCAUCAGUGCCUAGCAGUGUAUCAAAGCGAAAUGUAUCUUUGACUCGAAGUCACAGUGUUGGAGGCCCUUUGCAAAAUAUUGACUUUUCCCAGCGACCAUUUCAUGGUACUUCAACGGUUAGUCUACCUAACAGUCUGCAGGAAGUUAUGGACCCUUUAGGAAAGAGGCCCAAUCCUUCUCCUGUCUCUGUACCUUAUUUGAGUCCUCUUGUGCUUCGCAAAGAACUUGAAUCAUUACUAGAAAAUGAAGGUGAUCAGGUGAUUCAUUCAUCCUCUUUCAUCAAUCAACAUCCAAUCAUUUUCUGGAACCUUGUUUGGUAUUUCAGACGUUUGGACCUUCCUAGUAACUUGCCAGGACUUAUCCUCACAUCUGAACAUUGUAAUGAUGGUGUACAGCUUCCUCUGUCAUCUCUGUCCCAGGACAGCAAACUUGUAUAUGUUCAGUUGUUAUGGGAUAAUAUCAACCUUCAUCAGGAACCAGGAGAACCUCUGUAUGCCUCGUGGAGGAAUUUUAAUUCUGAAAAGAAACUGUGUCUUCUGUCCGAGGAACAACAAGCAACAAGCACUUUGAUAGAAACUAUCAGGCAGAGUAUUCAGCACAAUGAUGUUCUUAAACCCAUCACUCUGCUUUCCCAACAAAUGAAGUCAGGCGUGAAGAGACAAAGGAGUUUGUACAGAGAAAUCCUCUUCUUAUCACUAGUGUCUCUUGGAAGAGAAAAUAUUGAUAUUGAGGCUUUUGACAGUGAAUAUGGACUUGCAUAUAAUAGUCUGUCUUCACAGAUUCCUGAAAAGUUACAGAAAAUUGAUGCCCCACCAAGCACCAGUGUGGAGUGGUGUAGGAAAUGUUUUGGAGCACCUCUUAUUUAAAUGAGAUUCAUUAGAGUUUUGACAAACAGUGCUGGGGGAGUUAAUCUGGAAAUAUUCAAGUUUUUUCACAAUCCUAAGAAUUGGUGAAAACAAAACACUUGGGGACAAUAUACAGUGAAUUAAUUCAUACUGAACCAUCUCAAAAUAUAAAAUGCCAUUAAAAUACUCUGAGGUUUAUUGAUGUUGAAGAUUCUCAACUCCUGAACUGUUUCUCUGCCUCUUCUGAAACUGUUUUUGGAUUUCUCUGUAUUUGUAGCAGGUUGAUAUUAAUAAUGAGAAACCAUAUCGAUGCUCGGCAUUUGUUUAUAUUUGAAGCUGUUGGCCUUGGGGAUGGCAGAGGAAACUUGCCUGCCCCCAAAACAAAUGGAAUAUCUUAAUUAUAAGAGCAACUAUAUGUGUGAGAUUGUAUAAAUGUGAGGGCUUUGUAGGUAUGUGUUCUCAGUGUAUAUUUAUUAAAAGUCUUAGGCUGCGUGUUGCAAUAGUUUUGUGGUAGGGCUCUUAUGACCUAUCAGUGACUACUGCUAAAAUCAUCUGUAGUCAUUAAUCUCACAGUUAUCUGAAUGUCAUGACAACUGCCUUCCCCUGACUUUAAAUUUAAUAUAUAUCUUCACCGUUUAUAUUAUAUGUCAUCUUGCAUUAUGAGUUAUAUCUUGAAUAUCCAAGGACUUCCUUCCAUCCUUUUCCAAUACGGUGUUAAUUUGCGAUGAGUUUAAAAUUAGAAUGAGUGAAAAUAGUUAAAAUUAAAUGAAGUUCAUAAUUUACACUUAUUUGUAAGUUAUGUUUAAAAUGCUAAUGUUUAUAUUGUCUUCAGUCCUGAAGUCUUUGUUCAGGUGUGUAAAUUGUGGCAGUUGGUCACUUUUAAAAUCCUGUGGGAUAGCUGGGCGUGGUGGUGCAUGCCUGUAAUCCCAGCACUUGGGAGAUUAAGGCAAGAGGAUUGCUGAGUGUGAGGCCAGUUUGAACUACAUAGUAAGUUCAAGGCCAGCCUGAACUGCAUAGUCAGACCCUGUCUGAAAAAACAAAACAAAAAACCUGUGGGAUAAACUUGCACUGCACACAGAAGUUGUAUUCAUGUAUAAUAUUUAAUUUGUGUGUUAAUAAGUAAAAAUGUGUAUUUGUAAAUACUGUUUUUUAGAUUGAAUCAAGUCUUAAAAUUUUAAAGCUUACUUAGCUCAUUGCUAGUAGGUUUAAGAAAAUCAUGGGCUCGCCUGCCUCACUUUGACAGUUACCAUGCUUUUUGUUAAAACUAUCCACUAGAACAGUAAGUUUCCUUAAUUCUCUGUGUGGUUUUAAAUACCGAUUGUUGAAUAUGUACAUUUAUAGUAAUUUGAAGAUGCUGGUCUUAUGGCAGGUUAUCCUCCUGUUGUAAUGUCAGUCCUUUUUCUUUUAGUAACUUAAGAAAUGCUCCAGUUUCCUUUCGCUUUUCAGGUCCUUCAGUUUACAGUAUCAAGAUUUCUCAUUUUAUGAAUCAUCGGUAUUUUAACAAUGGAGAUCUACAGUAGUGUACUCACAGAAAAUCACAAAAGAAUGUUGAUAUACAAGUUAUUUCCAUGUGGUAUAUGUUACAACCUUUUAAAAAUUAUACUGUGUCAGUCUUUCAGCAUUUAAAGGAUUAAUCUGACCUGUCAAAUCCAGUCUGAACUUACUGUCAGAGUGCUAAGUGAAAAGACUUGUUAGAAAUUACAUACAAUCUUAUCUUCAAAGUAGACCUUUUGCACUAUAUAAAGAAUACCUGUGUUUGCAAUUUACAACUUAACACUGACGCCACAAAUUUUGGAAACCUUGCAUACAAAAAAAUUGAGACUGAAUAAAAUGAAAAAUAAUCUUAAA
Messenger RNA from Cavia porcellus (domestic guinea pig), 7844 nucleotides. RefSeq names its product DENN domain containing 4C (gene Dennd4c). Gene Ontology annotation, molecular function: protein binding. The coding region runs from base 156 to 6017 and encodes 1953 amino acids. The record is from RefSeq and is a predicted model, not a curated record. Lineage: Eukaryota; Metazoa; Chordata; Mammalia; Rodentia; Caviidae. Gene Ontology annotation, cellular component: cytoplasmic vesicle. The transcript has 33 exons. Gene Ontology annotation, biological process: regulation of Rab protein signal transduction.